This is a messenger RNA of Strongylocentrotus purpuratus (purple sea urchin), 1781 nucleotides long. Its product is annotated as zinc finger protein 502. The transcript has 6 exons. Gene Ontology annotation, molecular function: sequence-specific DNA binding; DNA-binding transcription factor activity, RNA polymerase II-specific. Gene Ontology annotation, biological process: regulation of transcription by RNA polymerase II. The annotation marks the transcript as partial. The record is from RefSeq and is a predicted model, not a curated record. NCBI's taxonomy places the organism in Eukaryota, Metazoa, Echinodermata, Echinoidea, Camarodonta, Strongylocentrotidae. Gene Ontology annotation, cellular component: nucleus.
CGACACCCCUCGCCUCGUGUAACUCCUGAAAAGGAAGACUCCGUAAACACUGCCGUGUAUCCGAUCCCUGUGAGUUUGUUUGGGGCGAGUUGUACAAGUCCCACGGCUGAUGGCUGAUCCGUGCAUUUAUUUGAAAAAAGCAGACAGAUUUAUGUUUUAGAAAUUUACUAUUUAGUCUCGAUCUCUGCUGAGAUUGAGAAGGCCUUAUCUGUCAUCUUGUGAUGCUGCAUGCUGUCGACUCUCAUGCGUCCACAAUAAUCAUGGAAGACAAGAAGACCAGUCUGGAAGUGAUCAAGAGUGAGAUCAAAGAGGAACCUCAGUCAUCAGAGGAACCAUACAAGACCUACAUCGUGAAGGAAGAAGACUUGGAAGAUGACUGGACAGAGAAUGAUGCCAAAGAGGUAUCGGAAGAGCAACAAUCAUCAGAAAGAACUGAGAAGUCUCAGGUUAAGGAAGACCACUUGAAAGAAGGUCAGCAAGGAGAAGAAGUCCAGAGACGAUUUCAUACUGAUUCCGUGCUGGAAGCAGAUUCAGAAGAUGGUUGGACAGAGGAUGAUGACGCUAAGGAGACGGAGGCCCAACAAUCAAAAGAAGCUGACCACCAGACUUUGACAUACUUUAUAAAGGAAGAACCUGCGGAUAGUGACAGUGCAGAUGAUGAUGAUGAAAGGACCGCUCUGCAGGCAACAUCACAAUCAUGUAGCAAACAAGGUGGGGAUUCAAGUGUGCUGACCUGCUAUCAAAGUAUGAGAAACACUGAGGAAAAGUCAAAUGAUAGAUCAUUUGACGAUGCGAGAGGUCCGAGUCUUCCAGAGGAUUUCCCAUUAGAAGCUGGCAGAGGAACUCAAUCCGAUUCAUCUGAAAGAGAGAGUUGCCCAAGUGAGUAUGACUCUUGUCUCAUACCAAGCCAAGUGGCUUAUUUUCAUGAAAAACGAGCAGCUGACAGAGAGACAUCGGAUGCUACCACGUCAUAUCAUAAACCUGGAGGAAUGGAUAAAGAUAGGAAUGAAGACAUCACGAUGGAAUGUGAUGAGAUGAUCAAUCAGUCUUCCCAGCUUCAUGCAACAGGAAGCGAUCAAAAGGAUCCUAGCUGCAGCCUAACUAGAGAAAAACCCUUUCUCUGUUGUGUUUGUAGCAAAGGAUUUGCCCUCAGGACUAGUUUGUCUAGACACAUGAGAACCCAUGGAGGAAAAAAGCCCCAUGAGUGUAUGCUUUGCAGCAAGAGAUUUAUGUACAUGAACAUUCUAAAGGAACACCUGAGAAUCCAUACAGGAGAAAAGACUUAUCGGUGUACAGUUUGCGACAAAGGCUUUUGUGCAAGUGGUAAUCUUGCACAACAUAUGACAGUUCAUACGGGGAAAAAAAGAUAUGAGUGUGGGGAUUCAAGUUUGCAGAGCUCCUAUCAAAGUAUGAGAAACAGUCAGGAAAUGUCAGAUGAUAAAUCAUGUGACGGUGCAAGACAUCUUCCAGAGGAUUUCCCAUUACAAGAUUACUUAGGAACUCAAUCCGAUUCAUCUGAAAGAGAGAGUUGCACAAGUGGGGAUUCAAGUUUGCAGAGCUCCUAUCAAAGUAUGAGAAACAGUCAGGAAAUGUCAGGUGAUAGGUCAUGUAACGGUGCAAGACAUCUUCCGGAGGAUUUCCCAUUACAAGAUUACUUAGGAACUCAAUCCGAUUCAUCUGAAAGAGAGAGUUGCACAAGUGGGAAUACAAGAAUGCAGAGCUCCUAUCAAAGUAUGAGGAAAACUCAGGAAAUGUCAGGUGAUAGAUCACGUGAUGGGGAA